AGUUUAAUUUCAAAGCAGAGAGAGUGAAGAGGUUCUAGGCUGAAGAGAUGAAAUUCUUAGAAAUCUUGAUUUUCUUCUCAAAUUUCCUUUUUCAAGUAAAUUCUAAAGCUAAAACUCCACUAUAUGGAAUAUUUUUCGCAAGAACUGACCUUACUAGUCCAGAGGUUUGUGCCAAAGUGGGGUGUUUUCGUGGAAAAUUUGAAAGUGGAAGAGUGAGGCCAUACGAAGCUUUCUACGGAAUUCCCUAUGCUGAGCCUCCUCUUGGGGACUUAAGAUUUGAAAAGCCUAUUCCCCAUAGAGGAUGGACAGGAUACUGGGAUGCUACGUACGCGAGGGAUGCCUGUAUGCAAAGGAAUAUUUUUCUCUUUGAACAACCCAUUUUAGGCUCUGAAGACUGCCUCUACCUCAAUGUCUAUCGGCCGAAUAAUUGGAAGAAGGCUAAAAAGCUUCCUGUUAUUGUGUGGAUUCACGGAGGAGCCACCGUGGCUUUCUCAUCGGAUCCUGAAGUAAUUGGACCUGAAUAUCUAAUGGACAAUGGGGAAGUUAUCCUUGUAACUCUGAACUACAGACUUGGCUUUUUCGGCUUUCUCUGCUCAGGAGAUGAAGCCGUAAAAGGAAAUUUCGGUGUUAAGGAUCAACAACUCGCCAUUAAAUGGGUUGCUGCAAAUAUUGAAUACUUUGGUGGCGAUCCUGAUUCCAUAACACUUGGAGGAGAAAGUUCCGGAGCAGCUGCUACUCACUUGCAUAUGCUCAAUCCUGUUUCCAGGACCUUUUUCCAUCGUGUGAUGUUGAUGAGUGGUUCAGCUCUCAAUGGAUGGGCUAUUUCAACAGAUUGUCCAAUUAAAUUUCGUCUCGGUGCUAAAUACAGUGGACUUGAAAAUUGGGAAACAGGAACUACGUAUGAGCUGGCGAACGAAUUGAAGAAGCUCGAUGCUCUUACCUUGGUCUUGGCUCUUGAUAAAUUGUUUGUUUUCCUCCAAACUCCCCCUGGACCCCUUCGACCGUGCAUUGAGGGAGAUUGGGAGGAUGCUUUUCUAAAGGAACAUCCUAGGAAAAUUUGGCUAGAAGGCCGAUACGGACCUAAGCCCAUUUUCAUUGGGACUACAUCCGAUGAAGGAACUCUGGGGGCUGGACUUACAACCAAUGAAACAAUUUUAAAGGAAUUUAAUGAGAAUAUUUAUGAAUAUAUCCCCAUUCAAUUGGACAUUAAUCCUAGAUAUAUGGGUGAAGUAAUUGAGCGGUAUUUAGGAGGAAAGGACUACAUUGAUGAAAGUAACGUUGAAGGCUAUUAUCAGUUAUACACAGAUAAACAAUUCAUCUACCCUAUGGUAGCCCUUGUUGAGCAGUACCUACAGCAUUCAGAUGUCACGAAGAAUCCUAUAUUUAUCUACGAAUUUGCCUUCAGAAGCGCUUAUACCUUUGUUAAAUUCCUAACCGGGCAGGAUAUUUAUUUAGGAGUUAGCCACAUAGACGAUCUAUUCUUUCUCUUCAGUUCUCCAGGUCUUUUCACGCCAUUUACACCUGAUUCACCUGAAGGCCACAUGGCUGAUACUUGGGUACGUACUGUUGUGAAUUUCGUGGUAAGAGGAGAAAUGAAAUUCUGGCGGAAAUAUACUCCCUGUACCCCUGCUAUGUCUAUCCCUUUCUGCGAUCGUCAGAUUUUCCAGAGAUACGAAAAGAUGGAUCCGAACCAAGUAAAUGUUUCAGUCUCCAAUAAAAUUGAUACAGAAAUGAUUAAAUUUUGGGCCGAAAAAGAAUAUGGCGUUGAUGCGAUUACUUUCACUCCUUGUUUUUAACAAGGAUCAUAAAAUAGAUUUUUUUCUAUAUCCACAAACUAUUAAAAUUUAAUAUUUCAAUUUAAUUUCCUUUUUUAUAUACAUUUUAUAUCUUUUUUUUUAUUAUACUUUGUCAGUUUUUUAUAUGUAGGUACAAUUUUCCAUGGAAAUAAUUUUAAAAACUCAUUAAAUUAGCUCAUAAAAAUAACUGUGACGUCUUACGUAAGAAAAUGCAAUUACAUCCACGUUAAGAAUAAUUUUAAUUAAUUUUCUUAUACAAGGUUGUACUAAUUUGUGAGUCAAUAAAAGUUUUUCGUUUCUACUGAAAUCAACAAUAAAAAAAAUCGAGAAAAAGGAGUUGGGUUAGUUUCUUUUUUGUCUUGGCUAAAAGUACUAAUUUCUUUAAGAUCUUUCAAAUCUUUGAUUUUUCUAACGGAAUAUAAAAUGAUUUUAUUACGAAUUGUAAGGAAAAUAAAUUAUAUUUACCU
This is a messenger RNA of Lutzomyia longipalpis, 2263 nucleotides long. RefSeq names its product juvenile hormone esterase-like. Lineage: Eukaryota; Metazoa; Arthropoda; Insecta; Diptera; Psychodidae. Bases 48 to 1796 code for a protein of 582 amino acids. The transcript has 4 exons. The record is from RefSeq and is a predicted model, not a curated record.